AUAUGUCAUCACUUUUAUUACUAAAAUAGGAAUUAUAUUUUUAUUUAAGCAUUUUAUUCACAAUGAUCCUUAGUCUUUAUUUUAAAUUAUCACACAAUAUAAGUGCACCAAACAGAUAUUUGAAAAUCAUUCAGGAUAUCAUAAGGUCAUAAAAAUAGCGAUCUGCACAUCUGCACUCGUAUAAUAAGUAGCUAAUAUUAAUUUAUGAGCUCAAUUCCAACAUAAAUGUGACUAGUCUUUUAAAGAAUUACUGUUAAUUAUCACUGUAAGUAAUAAUGAAAUAAACAUUAUUUAUUAUGUAUGACAUUUAUGAACUUGAAAAUCGAAACAUGAAGGGAACCCUUCGCGAUUGGCGCAAAGCGCUUCGCACUCCAGCCACGUACAGAGUAGGAAAUACUGUACGGAUACAGCCCCAAUUUGUGCUAUUAAUAAUAUUAGUUGGACUGUUUUUAUUAAUAUUAUUUUAUUAUAACUGGUGGGCUAGCUCGCAAGUGUAUGUUCCACAUAAAUGGGUAAACACUAACCGACCAUACAAUAAUACAUAUCCACUCUCAACACCAAAGAUAUCUGGUGAUGUAGUCACAUUCAGAAUUGGUAUUGUAAGUGAUUUAGACACCAAUUCUAAGAGUGCAACAAAACCUUAUACAUUUAAUAGCUAUCUAAAGAAAGGCUUUUUGAGUUACAAUCAUGUAAAAGGGUAUGCUACUGUAUCUUGGGACUCGCAACCUGCUAUGUUACUCUCAUCUACAUAUUCUCAUAAAGGAAGAGGAAUGGAGUUAUCAGAAUUGAUUGUGUUUGAUGGAAGAUUGCUUACAUUUGACGAUAGAUCUGGUAUGGUGUUUGAAAUAAUAAAUAAUAAAAUUGUGCCAUGGGUGAUAUUGGUGGAUGGAAAUGGUCAAGUUGAAAAAGGUUUUAAGUCGGAAUGGGCAACUGUGAAAGAUGAAAUUCUAUAUGUGGGAUCUAUGGGUAAAGAAUGGACAACAGCAGGAGGGGACUUCCAGAGUUAUGACCCCAUGUGGGUUAAAGCCAUUAACAUGAAUGGGGAGGUGCAGCAUCUAAGUUGGGUGAAUCAAUACAAGGCCUUAAGAAGCUCUGUGGGUAUUGAAUGGCCUGGUUACAUGAUUCACGAGUCUGGUGUAUGGUCCACAAUUACACAGAAAUGGCAUUUCUUGCCUAGAAGGUGUAGUCAUGAGUCCUACAAUGAGACAAGAGAUGAAGUGAUGGGUUGCAAUUAUUUAAUAAAAGCUGAUAGUAAUUUUAACAAUAUACUAGCCAUUGAAAUAACAAAACAUCAACCCAAGCAUGGCUUCUCAUCAUUCAAAUUUAUUCCUGGAUCAAAUGAUGAAGCAAUAGUUGCUUUGAAAACCACAGAGUAUGAAGGGAAAACAGCUACAUACAUUACUGCAUUUAAGACUGAUGGGACUAUUCUACUACAUGACAAAUUAGUUGAACCCAUUAAAUAUGAAGGAAUAGAGUUUAUAUGAAUGUGAUAAAAAAAUCAAUUAUCUAAAAACAAAUCUAAACUUACUGUAAAUA
This is a messenger RNA of Achroia grisella, 1536 nucleotides long. RefSeq names its product apyrase. NCBI's taxonomy places the organism in Eukaryota, Metazoa, Arthropoda, Insecta, Lepidoptera, Pyralidae. The transcript is spliced from 4 exons. Gene Ontology annotation, biological process: proteoglycan biosynthetic process. The record is from RefSeq and is a predicted model, not a curated record. Bases 297 to 1484 code for a protein of 395 amino acids. Gene Ontology annotation, molecular function: UDP phosphatase activity; calcium ion binding; GDP phosphatase activity.